AGUCCGGGAGGUAGACUUUUGGGACGGUGUCAUAACUGUACACGGUGUCUCUCCACUUUAUCAACUUUCAAUGGAGACCACUAGGAGUUUGGACCACUUUUAUUCCGUACUUUUGUAGUAUUUCUUUCCUAUGCUCGUUGAUGAUUUUGAUAAACAAUUCAUUUUCUCUCGUUCUCAGGAGGAUCGUAUCUAAUUUCUUACAGUGCACUGAACUCAGGGGAAUGCCUGUGUGUUUUCCUUUUUACAGCGUUUAUGAACACCGACUGUAGAAAGUAAGUUAAUGUGUCUGUUAGAGGAGUCGCUUUGGUUUCGGACCCAGUAUAUAACUACCAAGCUAUAAGCGAAGUAAGUCAACGGUCCAUUUGCUUUGGUUAAUAAUUAGAUAGAGCGGUGUUCUGAAUUUAACAACUUCUUUGAGGGUUAUUUUUUCGCAACUCCUCGGUUGUAAAGAAUAUUACUCAACUUUUUGGCACUGCUUUAUCUGUCAACAUGCCUUAUAACUUUCCGGCGGCAACCUGUAACCCAGCCUUUGAAGUUCAAGUCGUCGCUUUUCUGCGUUUUUUGUGGAAUUAUCCAGAAAUAUCUGCGCCCACAGGAUGUGCUUUAUCUUCUCACGCUGUUUGGAAACUCACACACUGUGACUGUAAGGUACAGUGACUCGUGUACACUGUAAUAUUAAUAAGAGUUUGGAUACAGAUGAAUAUUGAUACAGUGUUCACAGGACCUGCCGUUCUUUGGGGAGAGGAUACUACAGCUGAACUAUAACGCAAACACGUUACAAAAGAGGAUACUUGUUGUGUAUCUGGUGAAGCUUAGGCUGCUGGACAACUACUGCACACUUCAAGCUCUAACACGACACAGCGUGUCUUCAUGGUGCCUUUGAGCAUGCAGUGUUUCGCCACCCACAUUAAUGACACUGGAUAAAAGUUCCAAGCUCAAGCUCAUUGUAACUCGGAAGAUAUUCUUUGUUCCACGUGGGUACUGCUUUCUAUAACGUCUCGAGUUUGAAUAUUAACUCUGGUGCUGAAUGGAAGUUUUAGGACAUUCACGCAUGAGUUAUGAUGGCAGUCCUCCAGCACUAAACGUUUGGUUUGUAUCUGUUUAGUCGUCGACGCGGAGAGAAGAAGUGGGGGACGUAUACAUAUACAUUUUCUCCGUUUGUCUACCCGCGGCGCUUGCCAGAUUUGAAGGCCACCAUGUGCGGCCGGGCACCGCCGCUACAGCCGAGGCCAUGACCGUCCCCCAGCGGCGCCUGGCCGGGCUCUGGCCGUGGCUGCUCAUGGCGGCCCUGCAGGUGGUGCUGGGCCAGCCGGGCCUGGAGUCCGAGCGGCAGGUCCAGCGAGCGGUCAUCAAGGUGGCACUGCUGAACCAAGAGUCGACGGGGAAGCCCAUCACUCUGCAAGGGGUGUUCGUGCAAGGAAGUGCCGGCAGCGCGGAGGGAAAACUAAUGCAGUAUCACCCUCUGUCUCUGUGCAACACAAGUGAAGAUGAACGCCAAGAGGGUGACUUCAUCACCAUUGUCAAACUGGAGCACACUGCACGCCGCUGUCUGCCUCUGGUUGAUAAGGCUCGUAUGGCAUUGGACAAAGGAGCUCAGGCCGUGAUCUUUGAUGUCAGUGAUGAUGCUAAUGCUGCUUUUGAGCUGAGAGAAAUAGACUUCCUUCGCGGCCCCGUGGUGCUGGUGGAGGCAGAGAAUGCUGAGGAGUUGAUGGGUUUGGUCAACAAGAACGAAGAGGCCAAAGUUACUAUUGAGCUCCUGGUGGAGCUGCCCAGUUGGCCACAUUACGAUGUUGGUAUCCUGCUCACCAUUGUCCUAGCUAUUCUGACCAUCGUCCUAAUCUUCGCUUUCCGCUACAAGUGCAAGUCCAACCGGACCUGGGACUCAGUCCAUCAGCAGACCAUGCGGGCCAUCAGUCGCCUGGAGACCAAGACGUACAGCUCUCAGGGCUGCUCGGGGGCCCAGCGGCACCGCGCAGCCUGGGGCUCGGCCAGCAGCUCCAACUCCAGCCCCGUCUGUGCCAUCUGCCUGGACGACUUCCUGGACGGGCAGCAUCUGAGGAUCAUCUCCUGCGCUCACGAGUUCCACAAAGAGUGUGUCGACCCCUGGCUGCUGCAGCACCGCACCUGUCCCCUCUGCAUGCAUAACAUCAUGGGGACGGAGCGGCAGCCCCAGAGGACCAGCAGACAGAGUCAGGAGCAGAGCCAGAGCUUCCUGCACCCUCAGCCCUUCAGCAGCCCACACAGCCACCUCUUCCCCCAGCACGCCAUCCCCUUCUCUAUGAGGCCCCACUAUCCCCGGGGACCCUCAGGACCGUACCCCUCUCUGGGCCACUACUCUGGCUCAUCUCCCGUAGACGCUCAGACACUACGCUUCCUCACCAGCAGGCAGCUCGCCUCCAGCUGUGGGUACCACCUUCCUGUGGAGGGUCCCGGGAGGCCCCAUAGGAUAAGUGGUAACUGCAGGACUUCCACUCACCACUACACCCCCCGUCGGCCCUGCCACAACAACUACCGCUCAGCCUGCCCUGCCCAGCGCAGUGCAUCCAGCUCCAGACUGCAGCACGCGGCCUCCUCCACGCCACAGCCCCGCGGAGCCCCCCCCCACACCCGGCAGGAAGACGGCAGCUGCUCGGGGGGGAGCUACCACACAGAGCGCAGCGGGUACUUGGCUGAUGGGCCAGCAAGUGACUCCAGUUCGGGGCCAUGUCAUGGCUCCUCCAGCGACUCCGUCCUGAACUGUACUGACGUGUCUCUGCAGGGGGUCUAUGGCAGCUGGUCCACCUUCCGGAGCUCCCUGAGCAGUGACUAUGAUCCGUUUGUGUAUUACGGGCCAGGUCCUGGGCACGGGCCCCGCAGGAGCAGCCUAGAGGAAGGGGCCCAGGCCCGGCCCAGGUCUCUGGAUUCUGUUGUGAACAAAGCAGGCUGCCCCGAGGAGCAGCCGCAGACUGUGUUCAGCCACAUCCACUACCACCGCCACAGACACCACCACUAUGAGGAGGGGGAGCACAGCAGGGGCUCGGACGAGGAGCAGGGGGCCGCUGCUGCUGAUGCAGCUGCUUCUGCUGCUCCUCUCCUGGACAAAGACUCGCCCAUGUGCCCCCCUAAGCACAGCCCCUGCCAGUGCCCGAAGCCAGAGCCCACAGACCGGCCCAGUCCGGGGGCCGAGUGUCAGGACCCUAGCAGCCCUCCUCCAGUCCUGGUGUCCCCAAUCCCCUUACAGCUUCAGCCCCACUGCUGCCACCAGGGACACGGACACCCUCCCGCUCCACUUGGGCGAGUGGGGGGCUACGUGCACGACGGCCCCUCUGUUCGCUUCCACCAGAGCCUGGAUCUGCAGGACGACCGCAGCAUCCACAUCCACUAUGGUCAGGGGCCCGGCUUCUGCUGCUCCCCCCCUGAGCUGCACCCCGCCCUGCUCCCCGUGCCCCUCAUUCUGGACUCUGGGGGUAUUGAGGAGUGGCCCUGCUAUGCCGGGGCCCAUGUUGUGUGGCAAAAGCGGGUGCAGCAGGCCCGCUCAGAGCCUCAGCUCUUGGGGCCCGGGGCCCCUAUGGACAGGCCCCCCUGCAGGUUCUACCACGGUCCUGCUGCUGACUGUAACACAGACAUUUGUUUGUACUGCCAAACUUUACACCACAAUCAGGGAUCAGAAGAGGAGUCCGGUGUGUGAGAACUUGUUGAUAAUCAAGCUGCUACCCGGGAGCCAGAAUGGACAGGCCUCUCAUUGGCUAUCGCUCUCACGUCUUCCACAUUGUUCCACUAGCAAUUCCCCCCAGGAUUCAGAACUCACACUGAAAUGCUCUUUCGCCUGAGUUGGAUUGAAAUUAUUAUAAUUGAAUCAUGCUAAAACUUAAACAAAUACUUUUUUAAGUGAAGACCCUUCAUAAUGUUGAAAAUACAUUGAAUUAUUAAAAUGUUUGGGAGCUGCUGGAGAAACGACUCAUAAACCACAAAGAGGCAACAAGGUUUUUCUGCAUUUCUCCUCUUCAGAUAUAUAGGAAUAAUAUUCAUUUUGGAUAUGAUAUCACAAGUUCCCACGCUCCUUAGCAAUGAAUUAUCCUUGCUUAGGGUGUUGAGCCCUCAUGAAGUGAGACUCCAUCUCUGCGUUGCUCACUCUAAAGCAAAAAUAACUUGAUUUAUCUUCGAGGUACUAUCUUUCACUCUCGUGAUCUGCGUCUUCCUUCGCUGAGUCCAGUCUCAGCUGAGAGAAGCUUUUCUCUCCAGCCUACCUCAGCUCAGAUUUCUUAACAUGCCUCACACAGGGGGUCUUUAAAAGGUACUGCUGUAGUGAUUCUUUUUAUGUCACAACCAAGUAGCUCCCACAAACUCAACAAAAAGUGUUCCUCUUGGCAGUGCGACCUGUCCAAAAUGGAGAGGAAGGUUGAUGCUCAGCCCCUCACACAGCGAGCGUUCAAUGAGGUAGCUGAGCCUUGCAUGGGCCCUUUUUCAUUAUUUCAAUAAUGGCAGCUGUUUUGUUUGUGUUUUGGAUCAUUUUCUGUAUUUUUUUUUUGUAGUAUGUAAUUAUUAUUUUUUUAUCCUCUCAAAAUGAACCGGUUUGACUGAAUUAUCCCGUCGUCAUUACAAGCUAGUGUAAACUUGUUCUCGUCAUUUCUCUUGCCAUUGGUGUCUUCACAUGUUGGUGCUGUUAAACCUCCCGAUCAGUGAAAAGUGUACAGGCCACAAUACAACCAUAUCCUCUGCUGCUUUAACGGCUAAUUCAUCGCUAUGUUGUGUUAUUCUCCAAGGGUGUACCCUCCCUUUGUCUUCCAGGAACUAAAGCUCAAGGAAAAUGUUCUACAUUGCCGCUAUAGACCAGAAAAAGUGAUUAUUUCAUGAUAUAACCAGAGUAAAGCCAUGUAACCGAACAGUCCCGAAACAUCCUUAAGCACUUUGAAUUGCCUUGUGUUGAAAGGUGCUAUAUAAAUAAACUUGCCUUGCCUUGCCUUGCCUUAAGCUCUGCAAGCUUCCCCAGUGAUUUUCACCCUGACCCUAGAACAGACAUUCUAAGUUGUUUUAUCUCCUGUGUUUAUGAUUUAGGGUAAAUCUAUAAGGAUACGUAAUGAUCAGGAUAAGCAGUUUUUGUUAUCAAAAUGAGUAUUACAAUAGCAAACGAGUAACCAAAAAAUCCCCUAAAAUUAUACUGGCAAAUAUUACAUUUUAUUUUCUCACCUAUAUCACAGAUUAGACUUUGUUUUUUCCAGUUUAUACUAACUGUGGCAAACAUUGUAUCACAUCCUGGUUAUAAUACACAUAUAACAAUAUCAUGUAAACAUUUUUUGGGGAAUAACUUUCCAAGAACUGUUCGAAACGCAAUUAUAAAAUCAUGAACUGAAAAUCUGAUACUGCCCUGACAGAAAAGAUAUCCUGGAAAAACCUUCUUGUCAUAAGUCAUAAACACAGGAAAUGCAUCAUUUCAGAUCAGACGUAAAAAAAAAUGCAUUACAAUAAUUGUUUUUCUCAUUUGCCUCUCAGGGCUUCUUAAGUAAUGAUACCCCAAUCGGUGAAAGGUCCUGUGUUGUUGUACAUUUGCAUUGUUCUAAAUUAGAUUCAGUAUUUAUAUUUUUUUAAUUAAGAUGAAAUAUUUACGCCAUCCUUUAAAAGUAAAAAUCUAAAUAUCCAUUAUCUUCUCACCCCACCUAUUUAGCCCCUCUGGCAGACAGAACAUGUGUCCAGGAAAAAUUACUCUGAUAACUUAAAUUGUGUGGAUAGUAGUCAGAGAUGGCUUUAUUUGUUUAUCUUUAACACAGACUCCUCUGCUAGGCUAAAUUAUCACACAUUAGAGGAAUUAGAAUGCUAUAAUAGUGUGGACUUCCCCUUAAAGGCUAAGUGAAAUGUGAAUGGCUUUACUCAGCAGCAGUCAGAUACAGUUUAAGCAGACACAGAGCUCAUGGGUAUUGCAAUGUAACCAGUAGCACUUAAUAAAAAGCCUUAUAUGUGCCUUAUUCAUAAAGAAACUGUUCAUAAUCCUCAUUCAGGACCCCCCCCCCAUACACACACACACACACACACACUCACACACUAAGCUCUUACCUGUCCAACCAAAGAGGCAACAUCUUGAGCACAGUGAACUUAUAACUCAGUAUGUGUUGGCAACCCUUUCCUUAAAUAUAAGAACAAAAUGUGCUUUUGUGAAGAGGACCUGACAGAAUUGAAGUGGAAAUAAUUUUGGAAUCAAUAUUUUGGACAAUCAUGCAGAUUUUUUAACUGCAGUCAUUUGUUCUUAAACCCCACUUUGAAUGUGUCAACGCAGCGUCCUCCAGACAAAGUGUCCUUGUCUGUUAUUAUUGGUGCCUAAACAGCCUCUGUCUGAGAUGGAAAUUACUGAAUUACAAGCAACACUUACAGGCUUGAACAGAUUUGAUAAUUUAAAGAACAAAACAUCCCCAAACCGUAAGCACAUGAAAAAUGAUGCCACAUAAUAUCUGAUGUAAUUUCAUCCUGUUCAAGAUCUUUCUCUUUGUGUGGUUUAUUUUUUAUUUUUUUUAAUGUUUUUGCAAGAAUAAUGAGCUGAAACUGCCUUUUCUAUGAGUAAAAAAAAUCCCUCCAGAACGUUAAGGGAUAUGUCAGUAUAUUUUGGAUACUUUGUGUACAAAAAGAGAACAAACAAAAAAACAAAUGAAAUAGUGUUGUAUUUUAUAUAUAAUAGAACAUUUCAAUAUAGUGACAUGUCACUAAUAUAUUUAUUUACUAAUAUAUUUAUCCAUUUUGUCCAGGUUUGAAAGAGUGGUUUCUGUAUAGACUGAAUGUUUCUAUAUGGAAACUGAGCAGUGCCAUCACAGAUGUAUCAACCUGUCUUCAUUCCAAUUAUAUGCAAAUAAAUUAUUUUGAAAUAAAA
This is a messenger RNA of Gymnodraco acuticeps, 6832 nucleotides long. RefSeq names its product E3 ubiquitin-protein ligase RNF43. Gene Ontology annotation, biological process: Wnt receptor catabolic process; ubiquitin-dependent protein catabolic process. The record is from RefSeq and is a predicted model, not a curated record. Gene Ontology annotation, molecular function: frizzled binding; ubiquitin protein ligase activity. Lineage: Eukaryota; Metazoa; Chordata; Actinopteri; Perciformes; Bathydraconidae.